AUGAACUAUCAUCCUGGAGCAACGUCUGUUACCUACGCAGAACGUGGAGAAGCAAUAGCAGCUACUGUGUCAAACAGAAUUGACGACAUUGUGGAUGUUAUGGAAUGGGGAUACAAUUACCGACGCAAUAAGAAUGGGAUGUUGUUGCCUACUGUAAAGAAUGGACCUCUCGCAUGUUGGCAUACAAGAAAAGAAUGCGCAUCUAUCAUGGCGACGACAAGGAACUCUGUGACCCACCUCUUCGAAGCCUUGUCAUCCCGCACGAACAUUGGUAUCAUCAAGGAUGAGAAUGGCCAACAUGUACAGCGAGGACAAGUAUUGACCAUCCCAGGCCAUGAGGAAGAGUUAUGGGUCCCAGCGCGAAGGAUGAAGCUGAAAGAGUACCAUGAACAAUAUGGCAUACUUCUCAAGCAAUACUACCUCAAGCAAUACUACACACGAUUUGAAAAGAAUCCUUCAGUGGUGAUCACAAGAGAGGAUCAAAUCGAUGUUGCAGCCCAUUAUUGGGAUCCUGCUACUACGACAGUGUAUGAUUGCUCGUUCCAUCCUUCAUCGGCACAAGUGCUGUAUAUACCGUGCUUGGCGCAAUUUGCUUCCUCGCGUCAUCAUUUGUCACUGAACAAUCUUAUACCAAGCUCAUCACCAGAGCCAUUUCGUCAAUCUCGUUGUCAGUGUCGACCUCAACACCAAGGCAGGAGCAGCAAACCUUCAACACCUUGA
Messenger RNA from Lichtheimia ornata, 720 nucleotides. RefSeq lists its product as uncharacterized. Bases 1 to 720 code for a protein of 239 amino acids. The transcript is spliced from 2 exons. Lineage: Eukaryota; Fungi; Mucoromycota; Mucoromycetes; Mucorales; Lichtheimiaceae. The record is from RefSeq and is a predicted model, not a curated record.